Molecule: messenger RNA, 2375 nt
Organism: Drosophila montana
Lineage: Eukaryota; Metazoa; Arthropoda; Insecta; Diptera; Drosophilidae
Product: GATA zinc finger domain-containing protein 7
Exons: 6
Coding region: 35-2359 (774 amino acids)
Source: RefSeq, a predicted model, not a curated record
GUUUUCAAGGAACUCAGAGGCUCCUUAGAAGCUCAUGGUAGCAGCUAGGGUAUACCCAAGUCGAAAUACUUGUUACACACACGCACAAGUUGAAAGCCAGCCGAGUAAUAUGAAUAACAAAAAGUCCUUAUGCGUGUGGACUCAAGCGGCAACAAAUAACAAGAAAACGAAGAAGAACAACAACAACAACAACAAAAAGACGCUACAGCAAAACUUACAAUCCUUGUGGCUAACGAGCUGGUUUGGCUCCCACAACAACAACAGCAACAACAACAGCAGCAACAGCAACAGGGGCAACAACAACAACAGGAGGUGGCAGAAGCAGCUGAAAGACGCCGGCGCUGUCGAUGCUGGCGUUUACACGCUACAACAGCCGCAUAAAUUUCCGCUUCAAUUGGACGUGUACGGCGGUAAUUGCAGCUUUGAUUACCAGCAACACGAACUGCCAUCCGGACAUUACCAACAACAACAACAACCGGGACAACGACAACUAGAACGCGCCGCAUCAGCAGCUCAAGAGCAAUCAACACUUUCCAUACAGCAUCUAAAACAGCUGAAAGAUCAGGGGAAAAGGCAGGCGGAGCAGUGGAGAUUUUUAAGAAUUUCCUCCGAAAUUAACGAGACGAAAUUUAUUGAAAGUUCAGCGGCUCAAACAAUGGACAAUAUGGUUUAUCAAUGCAGCAAUCAGAACUCCAUUUACGUGCUCAACGCCGGCUACAAUCCAACAUAUGGCGAGUUCGGCGCACAUGCGUUGGCAGCAACAGGGCGUGAAAUGAAUGGCAGGAGGACAACAAGCAAUUCAAUUGGGGCAAGUUGUUCAAGUGCCGCCUGCAGUUUGCAGCAUAAAUUCAAAACUUUUGGCACAGCCAACGGCAACUCGUCAGCAGCAGCAACAGCAGCAGCAGCUGCAGCACCAACAACCACAUCAACAAUAACAAACCCAGCAGCAGCAGCAGCAACAACAAAUCCGGUCGCUACAUCAAUGUCAACCGCAAUGUGUUCACCGGCAACGGCAGCGCUGCAGAAAUUGUUCAAUUGCAACGUCACAGUCGGCGGCGGAUCUAUUGGCGACGUCUGCCAAAAUGUCAGCCACAGAAAUCAGCAGCAGUGCCACAAAAACAACAACAACAAUAGCAGCAACAACAAUUGCCCAGUCGGGAGCCAUAACAAUAGCUGCCUGUCAGCAACAGCCUCGCAUAGAUGCCGCUGCGUUGCGCACGAAACUGCCGCAAAUGGAAAUGGAAACGGGAGUGGAAGUGGAAAUGGGAGUGGAAGUGGAAACGGUGUGGCAACAGCAUCGGCAGUUGGGGCUGGGGUAGCAGCAGGUGCACUUCCGCUGCUUGGCGCCGUGGCCAACAGGAAGAAAUGCACCAAUGUCAAAUCAACGCUUAUUGCCAAGAAGACAAAGUUUUUGAAAUUUCUCGAAGAAGAGAAAUGGCGCAGCAACCAGCAGCAGCAGCUGACACCGGAUGAGGCGGAAGCCUGCGGUGCCACACAGCAGCCCAGCAGGGCCAACAGCAAUGGGGCGGAUCCCUACGCAGCGUCCACGUCCACUUCAGCGGCCGCAUCAUCAUUUGCAGCUCACUCAGCCGGCAAGGAUAACAACAGCAACAUGAAAAAUCACAACAGCAACAACAACAGUCAAGAGGCAGCAGGCGUGGAAGUGGGAUCAGGAGCCGGAGAUGGAGCUGGAGCUGGAGCAGAGCAGCAGCAAAAUAAAUUGAACAAUUGGAGCAUGCAUAAUGACAACAACAACAAGUUGGCCAACUACACGCAACAACAGGAACGCGGAGAGGGCGAACGGAAGCUGGAGAGUUAUAAACAACAAGCCAACAGGUCCUCCAGCUAUGAGCUGUACCAGGAGGCGGCGGAUAUACUAGGACUGAGCUGCAGCCUCUGUGAUAAUUGCCGUUGCUUGGACUGCCAGAGCGGGUACUUUGAUUGCGCCGAUGAUGAUGACGAGAGCUACUCGGAGCAUUCACUGAUGGAUGAGUACGAUGAAUACGACUAUGGCUACGGCUACGAAGAGCAGAUGCUGCUCCUGGCUGGCGCCCAUCAAGCUGGUCACACUAAUCAGCCAGCCAUGACACAGGCGGAGGGGCAAGUGGAGCGAGACUCGGACCAGGAGCAGCAGUUGGAGCUGUGCUAUGCACUUGAUUGCCAACAGAAUUGCAGCAAAGUUGACGGCCCAGAGGAGUCGCCGGAGUCCGGCGCCGAGUGGAUGUCCAAGUCUGAGCAACGUUUGGCCAUUGAUUUUGAUUUAAUUAAUGCAACCAGCAGCCAAGUGCUGGAAAAUUGUUCAACAUUCAACGAUUUAAGUUUAUUGGAUGCCGAGCAGCAAGUGAAGCCAUUUACGUAAAUUAAGGUGGGUAUUC